Paraphaeosphaeria sporulosa is the source of this 1315-nucleotide messenger RNA. RefSeq lists its product as uncharacterized. The transcript is spliced from 3 exons. The record is from RefSeq and is a predicted model, not a curated record. NCBI's taxonomy places the organism in Eukaryota, Fungi, Ascomycota, Dothideomycetes, Pleosporales, Didymosphaeriaceae. The coding region runs from base 421 to 1029 and encodes 202 amino acids.
AUAGACAUCCGUCCCAAACGUACAGGGCAUCCUAGCAUGGAUCACCACCUUGGAGCAGGUAGCGAUAUGCUUUUUUGGGAGCAGAACUAUAUGAGCUUGCAGGCAACGUGAUAGUGGAUCGCAACGCUGCAGGGUCUCGCUUCCAACUACCGUGAACCAUCACUGGAAGCUGAUCAACCUGCAGUACCCGGUUCAGCAGAUUGGAAUAUAUAAGACCUGCGUCGCUCCCUUCCUUUCCCGUCCACAGUCCUCUACAAACGUGCCGCCACCUCCACACACCAUCUCAUUCUUCCAUUGUUCGCCACCCUACCUCAUCUUGAAGGGAAAUACAUCUACCCAGUUGAUCUCCUCCAGGAUCCAAAUCCAUACACCAACCAUCGACUUCACCAGAAGGACAAUACUCCACAGACAGUAGUGACAAUGAAGUCUUUCGUCGCGCUCUCACUCCCGCUCCUCGCGCUCGCCGCACCCCACGCGCUCGACGCUUCCUCGGCGCCCCCAUCCUUCAAAAUCAACAAAGUCAUCUCCGGCGGCUCCGGCUGUCCCCAGGGCAGCAUCGACGUCAACUGGACCAACAACGGCAUCCUGCCCAUCUACUUCAGCAAAGACUUCACCGCCUCCGUCGGCCCCAGCGUCACCGCCGACCAGAGCCGCAAAAACUGCCAAAUCAACCUCGACAUCUCGUACUCGCCUGGAUACUCGUACAGCGUGUACAGCGCCGACUACACAGGGUAUGCGAACAUCGACUCGGGCGUCAAGGGGACGGUCGCGGCGCACUAUUACUUCUCCGGCGAGCAGGACACCGGCUCCACCAGCCUCACCCUCCAAGGCCCCUACAACGGCAAGUACGUCAAGCAGGAUGACGUCGUCACCAGCGUGUGGAGCCCGUGCGGGCAGCAGUCGUUGUUGAAUGUCAAUGCUGAGGUCUCGCUCACGCCCUUGGGCAGCUAUGCGAGCGGGCAGCUCGCGGUGAACAAGGAGACGGGCCGGUUCACAAACCAGUUGUACAUCCGAUGGAAGCAGUGCUAGGCUGCGGGGUGGAAAAGGAGGCGUCUCGUAGUGUUUCUUAUGCAGUUCUAGAGCAAAAUGCAAGUGCACUUAAUCAUACAACCGUGUACAUGCCGCCUGCCAGCACGUCGUUACGCAUCGCCCACGUCGCCGCCUUGGUGCGCGUCCGACUCCUGCUCGUCAGCGACCUCCGCAUACGCGUCCAACUCCUGCUCGUCAGCGACCUCCGCAUACGCGUCCAACUCCUGCUCGUCAGCGACCUCCGCAUACGCGUCCGACUCCUGCUCGUCAGCGACCUCCGCAUACG